Peromyscus maniculatus bairdii (prairie deer mouse) is the source of this 3579-nucleotide messenger RNA. The record is from RefSeq and is a predicted model, not a curated record. NCBI's taxonomy places the organism in Eukaryota, Metazoa, Chordata, Mammalia, Rodentia, Cricetidae.
CUUGCACCAAGCCCAUUCCUCUACCAUGCGUGUGAAACAGCUCAAAUCAGCAGAUCCACAUGGACCUUGAGGUGACAGGCUGGCUCUGGAUUCCUCUUCGAAUGGUUCAGAAUGUGGAGGAAAGAGUCCCAGGCAGUCAUUCCUUCAGCUUCACUGAACAAGUUGAAAUCAUCGCAGAAGGAUAAAGUUCGUCAGUUUAUGAUCUUCACACAAUCUAGCGAGAAAACUGCAGUGAGUUGUCUUUCUCAAAAUGACUGGAAGUUAGAUGUUGCAACAGAUAACUUUUUUCAAAAUCCAGAACUUUAUAUCCGGGAGAGUGUAAAAGGAUCCUUGGACAGGAAGAAGUUAGAACAACUGUACAAUAGAUACAAAGAUCCUCAAGAUGAAAAUAAAAUUGGAAUAGAUGGUAUACAACAGUUCUGUGAUGAUCUGGCCCUCGAUCCAGCCAGCAUUAGUGUGUUGAUCAUUGCAUGGAAGUUCAGGGCAGCCACACAGUGCGAGUUCUCCAAACAGGAGUUCAUGGAUGGUAUGACAGAAUUAGGAUGUGACAGCAUAGAAAAACUAAAGGCCCAAAUACCCAAGAUGGAACAAGAAUUGAAAGAACCAGGACGAUUUAAGGAUUUUUACCAGUUUACUUUUAAUUUUGCAAAGAAUCCAGGACAAAAAGGAUUAGAUCUAGAAAUGGCCAUUGCUUACUGGAACUUAGUGCUUAAUGGAAGAUUUAAAUUCUUAGACUUAUGGAAUAAAUUUUUGUUGGAGCAUCAUAAACGAUCAAUACCAAAAGAUACGUGGAAUCUUCUGUUAGACUUCAGCUCAAUGAUUGCAGAUGACAUGUCCAAUUAUGAUGAAGAAGGAGCAUGGCCUGUUCUUAUUGAUGACUUUGUGGAAUUUGCACGCCCUCAAAUUGCUGGGACAAAAAGUACAACAGUGUAGCACUAAAGGAACCUUCUAGAAUGUACAUAGUCUGUACAAUAAAUACAACGGAAAAAUGCACAGUCAAUUUCUGCUGGCUGGACCGAACUGAAGAUCAAUCCUCACGGUUCAAACUGAGGGUUGAGACAAACUCUAAGGAUACAUCUUGGACCAUAUCGUACUCCAUCUUCUACUGGUGGUUUGGGCUUGUCUUCUAGUCUGGGCCACUCUAAACAUUUAUAAUUCCAACAUUGUGGAUUUCAUCUUACCUGUGGACCAUCUUAGUUUGUCUUCCCAUAAGUCAUAGAAGCUCGAUGGUGAUAAUUUUGAGGGUUCCAUUCCUGCAUAAAGCACAAUGCUGUCUUCAUCAGAAAACAGUUUGGCAUAAGAAUUAAACAUAAUAAUGAACACCACAAACAAUUUAUAAAAACUUCUUAAGUAUAUGCUUUGGGCUAGUUGCAAAGACUCUGCUGGUAGCACUUCAAAUGAGAGUGAUUUAUCUGAGUGUACUGGAUCUGGAAUGGUGUUUGGUUGAGGGAAUGUAAUUUUCCUGGCAAACCACAUGUACUGUUGAUGUGAGUGAAAUAGCUGAUGAAAGAAAUGUCAAAAUACCAACACAUGAGAAAAUUUAGGAUGACUUGGUGACUACCUGAAAUAUGUCUUGUGUUUCAGACUCUCUCACAAAGGUUCUCCAACACAGUGUGUGGUUUUCCUGCCCGUGUUUAGACAUAGUAGUCCUGCGGGGAGCUUUUAUUUACAGAUGCUGUAACAGGACAUAGUGUUAGAGUCCACUCACUCUCAAUGCAUCACACACCACAGAACUGGAUUUCACUAUGCUUCUGAAAUGCUUCUACGCCUUUUGAAUAAGUUAAACUAUUUCAUUUGUUUUGAAUGUUUUGCAUUGCUAUACAAUACAAUAUUCUAAAUUUAGGCAUGAGGGUUUAGUUUUUGUUUUUUAAAUUUUUGUCAUCGCACUAUGGAACACAAUGCAGUUCACUUAAUUUAUAAGAAGAUAGUAGGAUUUACAUUUGAGACGUGGUUGUGAUGAGCCGUGAAGUUCAAUAUUUAUCAUAUAGGCACUGCUCUUUCAGGCAAUACUCGAGCCUUGACGACUUGUUAUUGUGUUGAAAUGGCUUUACUGCUAAAUCACUGUGGUUGCCAAAUCUUUCCUCCAAGAGCAGAGAUUUUCAAACAAGCGAGUGCUGGUGCGGAAAACCAAUGGCUCUGUUCUAUAAAUUAUUUGGACUUUUGACUGUUUUUGUCUCACUUGCAUUUGCUAUUUCCACAUCAAAGCAGAACGCUGUCUUGAUUGUAUUUUAUUUUUUUCAUGACAGGACCCAUGAAUCGCUCUCCUGCUGAAAAGGCUUGUUUCUCUGUUAAGACACUGACAUGUGCAAAGGGGUCUUCAUAAAUAUUUCCAGGAGGAUGUUAAAAAUGAUGAACUUAGAUGUUGGAUGUCUGGCCUUCGAUAGGGACAGAGUUUGCUCCAUGUAUCCAGGUCCUCUUCAGGGCACAAAGGAAUGUACUUUGGGAGAGCAGGGCAUUUUAUGCAGAUAUGGAAAUGAUUAAAACUGCUUUUUAGUCACAUGAUUUGGAAAUUGCAUAGAAUGCUUACCUUAUAGAUGUAUCAUUUUUCCAAUCAUAACUUUAAUUUAGAAAACAUUUCAAAUACCAAAAGAAAGCUUGGAGUACAUUUCUAUUCACCUUACAAGAAUUGGCUAUUAAAAGAGAAAAGAAUUUGCUUUUUUCAGUAUUUCUUGAUUUUAUUUUGUAAAUAUGAAGAACUUCAAUUAUGAAAAAAAUUAAAGAUAUACAUACAUAUGUAUAUCUUUAAAAGUUUUACAGACAUAUUGUUUAUUUCCUACGUGGAAUAUUUUGAGUUCUGGUAUUGUUUUCAGAUUGAUUGAUUUAAGUAUGAUUAAUUUUCAAAUGAAAGCCCAUUAGCUUCUCUCCCCACCUCAUAAAUUUUUCUUCAUAAAAAAUCUUAAUAUUCGUUUGUGGCCUAAUGCUUUGAGUUUUACAGAUCUUAUUUUUCAAUGCAAGAUUUUUCCACUUUGUCAUCAGUUUGGUACUAAACAUCUACAAUUACUGUGUAAUUAUAAACAAAAAUAUAUAAAGCUUUAAUAUAAUUAUGUAGCAAAAAAAGUUAAGGUUGUUCACCAUGAUGGCAUCUUAGAAUUAAACAAAACUAUUACUAGGGCUCAAAAAAGAAGACUGAUUUAAUGUGUUUAUUCUGAGGACAAAUGUCUGAUUAUAGGGAAUGGUUUGUACUGAAAUGCUUACACUGUUGGGGGAGGGGCAUCAGUGAGUCUGGAGAGAAACGGCACACACACACACACACACACACACACACACAGCCAGCUUAACUGCUUCAGUUCACAGGUUUCGGUCUUUGUUUGCGUCAGGUCUCCAUGCAGAAUCUUUUUUUCCCCCCAGACAGAACUAUAGGGAGAGUUUACUUUUGCCAAAUGUCAGAACAGGUACACAUUUCUCAAUGUAAUGCUUUUUAAAUAGUAAAAUGUAUAAAAUGAGAAGUACCCACAUAUAAAAAUACUUGAGAUGAAGGUUAUCUUCAGUGACUAUCAUCUGCAUAUCUCUGUAAGCUCAAGUGUGUCUUUUGCAAUCCCUGUCAUAUCACCAACAGAGGCAAUAAAAGCUUCAGUGAAA